GGAUAACAAGAUACACAAAGGUCGGAGGGCAGAUGCAGACCUCCAGUGUGUUUAUAAACAGGUAAGCAGCACAGUGCCUCACAGUCCAGUCAGCAGCCGCUAAGGAGUUCUGCAGGACCUCACUUUAACCAUGAAAUUUUUGGUAGUGUUGUGUUUGAUGGCGGUGGGUGCCCACGCCGGGUAUGGGAAACAUGGCAUUGUUAUGCCCGACGGCAUCAAUGUCCAGUUCACUCACGACCAGUCCGAGAACAUCCUUCUGAUCGGGCCCUCUGGCGCCAUCGCGGCUGACGGCAAGCACGUGCAGCUGACCCGAGAUGGACUUCCCGCCACCCGCACCAGGCGUGAAGUGCAGCUGCAGGGACCCUCCGGUGUGAUCUUUGUGGACGGACAGAGGAGGCAAAUUCCUCCUGGUGUGAAAAUCGUCCUCAUGACAGAGGCUGGCGCCGUCCUCUCCAAUGGUGACAACGUCCAGUUCCGCAAAAAGCGUUCCUCCCCCCUCAUUGACUCUAUCAAGGGUCCCUCAGGCUACAUCACACCCACCGGGAAGCUGUUCCAACUUCCUCCAGGCGUCACUGUCGCCAUCGAGGGAGAUUCCAGCGCCCUCCUUUCUGAUGGAACUGCAAUCCAGUUCUUCCGGUAAUUCCAUUUCUCCCACUGACGACUCCGCCUUGUUACCGAUCUGACAAAAAGUGCAGAAAGCCACACCAGCGUCAGCAUAUCCACUGACCUAGACUUCUUGGAUUUCUAUGUAAAUAUUCCAUAAAUUCAAAACUUACACAA
Molecule: messenger RNA, 780 nt
Organism: Scylla paramamosain (green mud crab)
Lineage: Eukaryota; Metazoa; Arthropoda; Malacostraca; Decapoda; Portunidae
Product: cuticle protein CP1246-like
Exons: 2
Coding region: 131-640 (169 amino acids)
Molecular function (GO): structural constituent of cuticle
Source: RefSeq, a predicted model, not a curated record